Molecule: messenger RNA, 479 nt
Organism: Periconia digitata
Lineage: Eukaryota; Fungi; Ascomycota; Dothideomycetes; Pleosporales; Periconiaceae
Source: the annotation of a GenBank genome assembly
GUACGUUCGUCUUUAGGUUAAGAAUUGCCCUAGAGAUGGCUAUUGCGCUAAAAAAAUCAACAACAACACUACAAGUGGUGAAUAACCAAGGAUCGCAGAGUGUCUGUUAUUUGCGCAACUGUACGGUAUUUGAACACGUUUGUACCCAAGUAGCUGAUGGAACGAGUUCAUGGGUAAGACGGUUAGCCACCGUAUUCGGCGUAUUCCUCCUUGGCGCCUCGGAACGGGGAAGCUCGCACAUCCCGGACACCCUGAGCUGCUGUGCUGUUACUUUGGUUGUGAUGUCGUCGAUGGAGAAUUUAGAUCAGAUAUCCCAUCAUCGAAAUAAUAUAUGCGUCACUUUCUCCCGUGCGAACUGCAAUCUCGCAGCCAGCAAGAUGCAUUCACAAUCCGCCAUGACUGACUACUUAAGUACUCAUCCAGGCAUCACUUGUAGCACGUACACGGAACAUGUCAAGUUAUCUCCUAGAAGGAACUAG